Messenger RNA from Cercocebus atys (sooty mangabey), 1101 nucleotides. RefSeq names its product 5-hydroxytryptamine receptor 3E-like. Gene Ontology annotation, molecular function: extracellular ligand-gated monoatomic ion channel activity; transmembrane signaling receptor activity; neurotransmitter receptor activity. Gene Ontology annotation, biological process: monoatomic ion transmembrane transport; regulation of membrane potential; signal transduction. Gene Ontology annotation, cellular component: membrane; synapse; neuron projection. The record is from RefSeq and is a predicted model, not a curated record. Lineage: Eukaryota; Metazoa; Chordata; Mammalia; Primates; Cercopithecidae.
ACAUCAUUCCUGUGGCUAAAUAUGGUAUGGCACAAUCAAUUUGUGCAGUGGAACCCAGAUGAAUGCAGAGGCAUCAAGAAAUCCAGCAUGGCAACUGAGAACCUGUGGCUUUCAGAUGUCUUCAUCGAGCAGUCCAUCAGUGUGGAUCAGACACCUGCAGGUCUCAUGGCUUAUGUCAAUAGUGAAGGUCACAUCAAAUACAAUAAGCCAAUGGGGGUGGUCAGCAUCUGUAAACUGGACACCUUCUAUUUCCCCUUCCAUGAACAGAGCUGCAUGCUCUCCUUCAACUCUUUCACCUACACAGUGGAGAACACGGGCCCGGGCAUGGAGAAGGACGUCCAGGAGCUUUCAGAUACAUCACAGAACCUCAUUCAGAGCAGGGAGGGAGUGCGUACUGCUGGUCUGGCUAAGAGCACAUCGGUGGUCAUCAGGUGCAGGCACAGGCCCAGUCCCUACGUGGUAAACUUUCUGGUGCCCAGUGCCAUUCUGGUUGCCAUCGACAUCCUCAGUUUCUACCUGCCACUGGAAAGUAGGAACUAUGCCCUACUCAAGACGACUGUUCUGCUGGGCUACAGCGUCUUCUUGCUCAUGAUGAAUGACUUGCUCCCAGCCACUGGCACUUCAUCACACGCUUCAUCAACCCCCUUGCCUGCAGGUGUCUACUUCGCCCUGUGCCUCUCCCUGAUGGUAGACAGCCUGCCGGACACCAUCUUCAUCACCCACCUGCUGCACGUGGCCACCACCCAUCUCCCACCCCUGCCUCGGUGGCUCUACUCCCUGCUGCUCCACUGCACCAGCCCAGGGAGAUGCUGUCCCACUGCACCCCAGAAGGGAAAUAAGGGCCUGGGUCUCACCCCCACCCACCUGCCUGGUGUGAAGGAGCCAGAAGUAUCAGCAGGGCAGAUGCCAGGCCCUGAGAAGGCAGAGCUGACAGGGGGCUCAGAAUGGACAAGGGCCCAGUGGGAACAUGAGGCCCAGAAGCAGCACUCGGUGGAGCUGUGGGUGCAGUUCAGUCACGUGAUGGACGCCCUGCUCUUCCGCCUCUACCUGCCCUUCAUGGCCUCCUCCAUCCUCGCUGUCACAUGCCUCUGGAACACCUAG